AUGAGCGGGAGAAUCCUCUCCCAUCGACUCGCCCCGCUGGUGCGGAACGGUGUGGCCCGCAGCUUUCAUAACGCAGGCUCGAGGACAGGAGGCCUACUGCGCGCCAACGGUGGCGCCGCUUUGAGGGGACGCGCAUGGCCGAUAGGCGCGAGUGCUAUCCACAAUGUGCCAGCCGUCCGAGCCUUCUCGUUUGGACGAAUUCUACCGAAGCUUGCCCUCAAGCUUUUCCGGAUUCCAGCGAUGUUUGGAGGAGCUACGGUCGCAGGCUUGGCUUACUUCCAAUAUCAAGCAACCCAGGCUGGAAAUUAUGCAAUCGAUCUGUUCAGAAACGCCGGAGAGACAGCAAGCAACACAGCAUCGAGCUUAUUCCAGGGUCUUCAGGAUGUGGCCGAACAAACACAACGCGGAUGGAACAAGACGACUGAGGAAGUCGCAGUCCCCGAUUGGCUACAGAAGAUCCUCCGACUCGACGAAGAAUCUCAGUCCGGAGGCUCAGGUGGAGGCAAAGAACCACAAGAGGGUCGAGCAGUGGUGGGAGGAGCUGCUGUCACCGGUGCAGCUUUUGGCUAUGAUCAGUCGAAUGAGGACGAUUCCCGGGGCGAGAAAGAGGUCGCCGAGGAUGAUCAGAUGAUGUUGUUGACUCGCAAAAUGAUUGAGAUCCGGAACAUCCUUCAGUCCGUCGGUCAAUCAGGCACUCUCACACUCCCCUCUAUCGUCGUCAUUGGAUCACAAUCUUCCGGCAAGAGCUCAGUCCUGGAAGCUAUUGUGGGCCACGAGUUCCUGCCCAAGGGUUCCAACAUGGUCACCCGGCGACCGAUCGAGCUCACGCUGGUCAACACACCGAAUGCGCAGGCGGAAUACGGUGAAUUCCCAGCUCUGGGACUCGGCAAAAUUACCGAUUUCUCCUCCAUUCAGCGCACCCUGACGGAUCUCAAUCUCGCUGUUCCGGAGAAGGACUGUGUUUCGGAUGAUCCCAUCCAGCUGACAAUUCAUUCGCCCAACGUUCCGGAUCUGUCUAUGAUCGACCUACCUGGUUAUAUCCAGGUCGCGGGACACGAUCAGCCUCCAGAGUUGAAGCAGAAGAUCGCAGACCUCUGUGACAAGUACAUUCAAGCACCAAACAUCAUUUUGGCUAUCUCGGCGGCCGAUGUCGAUCUUGCAAACUCGACCGCUCUGAGAUCCAGUCGUCGUGUGGACCCCCGAGGAGAGCGCACAAUUGGUGUCAUCACUAAAAUGGACCUUGUCGCCCCUGAGCGAGGCCAUGACGUUCUAUCCGACAAGAAGUAUCCUCUUCGACUGGGCUACGUUGGUGUUGUUAGCCGAGUUCCCCAGACGACAGCCCUGUUUUCCCGAGGCUCUGGAAAUAUCACAAGUGCCAUUCUCAAGAAUGAGAACGCUUACUUUUCGGCCCAUCCGGCUGAGUUUGGUGCUCAUUCGGAAACCUCCGUGGGUGUAUCUACGCUGCGCAAGAAAUUGAUGCAUGUCCUUGAGCAGACCAUGGCAUCGAGCUUGUCAGGCACCAGGGAUGCCAUCAGCCAGGAACUGGAAGAGGCAACCUACGAGUUCAAGGUGCAAUACAACGAUCGGCCUUUGAGUGCGGAGUCCUACUUAGCCGAGAGUCUCGACAGCUUCAAGCAUUCUUUCAAAGCAUUUGCCGAAGGCUUCGGUCGACCGCAGGUCCGGGAGAUGCUUAAGGCCGAGCUCGACCAGCGCGUCAUGGAUAUUCUAGCCCAGCGUUAUUGGAACAAACCAGUAGAUGACCUGGAUCCCCCAUUGGCAGAAAUCGACCCUUUGAAGGACCUGCCUAAGGCUGACCCUGAGUCACUAUUCUGGCACCGCAAACUAGAUGCGUCCAGCUCUUCCUUGACAAAGCUUGGAAUCGGCCGACUCGCCACCACCGUGGUUGCCAACGCCCUUCAAAACCAUGUGGAGUCGCUCCUGGCAUCUUCCACUUUCGCUUCUCACCCGGGAGCACACAAGCAGAUCACCGAUGCCUGCAAUAGUAUCCUGAAUGAGCGAUUUUUCAGUACUAGUGACCAGGUAGAGAACUGCAUCAAGCCUUAUAAGUUCGAAAUCGAGGUUGAAGACUCCGAGUGGUCCAAGGGAAGAGAAAACGUUAGCAAAGUUCUCAAGGGAGAGCUUAAGGCAUGCGAGUCCGCCAUCAAGCACACAGAAGAUCUCGUUGGGAAACGAAAGCUCAAGGAUGUGAUGGCAUUCAUCGACAAGGUGCGGAAGGGUGACGUAGUAUUGGAGGGCGACGGUUCUGGUGGCGCCGGCGGCUUCAGUUCGGCCCUGCUUGAGAGAGGACGCGAAGGUGUCUUUCUCCGUGACCGAGCCGAUCUCAUCAGGAUGAGAAUGAUGGCUGUUCGAUCCAAGCAGUGCGCCACGCAAAAGAACAAAUAUUACUGCCCCGAAGUCUUCCUCGACGUCGUCGCAGACAAGCUCACCUCGACAGCUGUGCUGUUCCUCAACGUCGAGCUGCUCUCUGAAUUCUACUACAACUUCCCGCGUGAGUUGGAUAUGCGCCUCGGCCGACACCUCUCAGACGCCGAGAUCGAGCGCUUCGCCCGUGAGGAUCCUCGAGUACGUCGUCACUUGGACAUUAUUCGCAAGAAAGAGUUGCUCGAGCUGGCACUGCAGAAGAUCGAGGGUAUUAGACAGCUGGAUGGCCGCAGCAUUCACCGAAACUCCGACCGUGCGCAAGUUGCAAAGGAGACUCGCAGCCGCUGGAAUAUCUUCUAA
Molecule: messenger RNA, 2742 nt
Organism: Penicillium argentinense
Lineage: Eukaryota; Fungi; Ascomycota; Eurotiomycetes; Eurotiales; Aspergillaceae
Product: dynamin-related GTPase MGM1
Exons: 3
Coding region: 1-2742 (913 amino acids)
Cellular component (GO): cytoplasm; microtubule; membrane
Molecular function (GO): GTP binding; GTPase activity; microtubule binding
Source: RefSeq, a predicted model, not a curated record